This is a messenger RNA of Rhinocladiella mackenziei CBS 650.93, 1578 nucleotides long. RefSeq lists its product as uncharacterized. The record is from RefSeq and is a predicted model, not a curated record. Gene Ontology annotation, biological process: carbohydrate transport; transmembrane transport. Gene Ontology annotation, molecular function: carbohydrate:proton symporter activity. The transcript has 4 exons. Gene Ontology annotation, cellular component: membrane. Bases 1 to 1578 code for a protein of 525 amino acids. Lineage: Eukaryota; Fungi; Ascomycota; Eurotiomycetes; Chaetothyriales; Herpotrichiellaceae.
AUGGCUGUAUUACAGCGUCAAUUCAACUGGCAUAAUUUUUGGAUAUGUUUUUUCAUUUCGAUGGGCAACGUAGCCUUUGGCUAUCCUGCCGCGAUCAUCGGCACAACAUUAUCUCAGCCAGACUUUCUCGUGUACAUGGGCCUUGUUUCUCAAGACGGGUUGAGUGCAAACGCACAUGCCCUAAUUGGAGCAAUGAAUGGAGUGUUCCAGUCUGGGGCCCUUUUUGGUAUUUUCACCGCUGAAAUGGUUAUGGAAAAGUGGGGCCGUAAAAUGGGUGUCUUUUACACUGCCGCUUUAUCCAUCAUUGGGGGAAUAUUUGUCACUGCCAGCCAAAAUGUCGCGAUGUUCAUCGCAUUCCGGUUCGUCGCAGGUGCUGGCUCUGGGUUGAUACAAGUUUGUCCGGUGUACAGCUCUGAAUUAGCACCACCGAGUUUACGUGGAUUCUUUGUUGGGAUGAACGGUAUGCUCAUUGCCGCUGGCUAUGCAUUUGCUGCAUACAUGGGUCUGGCCUUCAAUUCCAUUCACGACAGCCCACAAGCACAAUGGCGCGGGCCGCUGGGAAUGUCACUUGUGUUCUCGUCCUUUAUGAUUGUGAUACUCCCCUUUAUCCCGGAAUCUCCCAGAUGGCUUCUAAUGAAAGACCAUGCCGACAAAGCUUGGGACAUUGUGAGAGACCUCCAUCAUUCCCGCGAUGACAAAGACCACGAUUUUGCCCGACGGGAAUUUUAUCAGAUCAGAAAGCAGAUUGAGCUUGACCGGACAUUGGAAAACUCUUGGUACCACAUGCUUCUGAAGCCCUCGUAUCGCAAGCGAAGUCUCUUGGCCAUUGGUUACGCGUUUCUCGGAGAGAGCACUGCCGUCCUGGUUAUAACGAAUUAUGCCUCUGUCCUAUACGGACAACUGGGAUACAAUAGUCACCAACAGAUUUGCCUGCAAGCUGGAUACCACACCGUUCCAAUCAUCGGUAAUUUGAUUGGAGCACUGAUCAUGGACAAAGUCGGACGUCGUCCACUCAUGCUUCUUGGCUUAGGUGGCUGCGCUAUAUUCCUCUCCAUCGAGGCCGCAAUGGUUGCUUCAUUCGUGGGCCCAGGAAAGGCGCACAAUGAUGCCGGACUCAAUAUGGGAGUUGCCGCGCUGUAUUGUUUCAUCUUCUGCUAUGCCAUUGGUAUCGACGUGGCGGGUAUUGUCUUCUUCGGCGAGAUGUUCCCAAAUCAUAUUCGGAGCAAAGGAUUUUCGCUCUCGGUGGGGACAAAAGCCAUCACUGACCUGGUCUACCUCGAGGCUGCAAGCACCGCGUUUGCCAAUAUUGGCUGGAAAUUCUUCUUGCUCUUUAUCUCGAUUGUGAGUGUUGGAUUCGUGGUUAUGUGGAUCUAUAUUCCCGAAACAAAAGGUCUCCCACUUGAGGAGGUCGCAGCCGUCUUCGGAGACAAGGAUGAGGUGAUGUUGUAUCUGAGAGAUAUCCAGGUGGACCAAGAUUCUGAUAAACUUCAAGUCCACCGUUUUGAGAACGACAAGGAACUAACCAGGAUUGUGACCGAAGCAACCGAGAAUCAGAGCAUGCGGGCCAGGGAGGCUUGA